Messenger RNA from Ascochyta rabiei, 3768 nucleotides. RefSeq names its product Protein S-acyltransferase. Gene Ontology annotation, cellular component: cytosol. The record is from RefSeq and is a predicted model, not a curated record. Bases 1 to 3768 code for a protein of 1255 amino acids. NCBI's taxonomy places the organism in Eukaryota, Fungi, Ascomycota, Dothideomycetes, Pleosporales, Didymellaceae. The transcript is spliced from 4 exons.
AUGUCUGCGACUGCGAGCGUCAUGUCCUCUCACUCCGAUUCGACGCCGCGUGCGCCUGACACUGCGAGUGGAGAAGCGCGCACACUGGAGCGCGAUAGUGAAGAGAUUGACGACUCGCAUUCGUUGGACGGCGACACGCACUCGAUUAACGACGACGACGGCGACACGCACUCAAUUGACAACAUCACGCACUCAAUUAACGACGACGACGACGACGACGACGACGACGACAACGACGACAACGACGACGACUACGACGACACACACUCGAAAGAAAAUCUUGCACCCCCGACGGACCAUCUUGCACACUCAAUCGGCCGCAACGACCUCGCCUUCGCCCCCGUCGCGCUGGCGCAGUACCACGACAUUGCGGAGAAGCUGGCCGCCAACAACAUCUUCCGCAUCCUGCGCUCGCCUGCGCCCAUUCGUGUGUGGGUGUACCGCUCCCUCUUCGCCGAGACGCGCCUGUGGGACGCGUGGAACCGCUCGUCGUCGCGCAGCGCCAUGGACCGCCAACACCAAGACCGCGAGCAUGAGGACCGCGGAGAGGCGGAAAGCGUCGCCGACUCCGACUACGAUGCAGACACGAUCCAGGCGCGCCCCUACCUCACAAGACUGCGCCUCGCCCUCGCCCCGUACACGGUCCACUUCCGCAGCCCAGGGUACGUGCGCGACGAAACACUGCGCAUGCUGGAGCGGGACGUGGUCAAGAAGACGCUCGAGGACUCGCGGAAGCGCAUCGAGCUGAGGGAGGAACUCGGGCUGUCGUGGGAGUUCUGGGACGAUCUCGCCGGCGUGCUGAAGGCCGCCAUACCCUCGCUCGAGAAGCGCUGCUUUGCCCAGCCAGACCCUGCCGCGCCCGAGUACGAGGGCCUGUCUGGGCCGCUGAUUGCCGGCUACUCGCCGAAUCUGCUGAGGGAUCUCGAGAAGCUGAAUCAACUCGUGUGCAUCGCCCGCAAUGUGCUGGUCCACGGCGAGCGCGUGCAGAAUCUGAGCGCCGAACGCCUGUUCGACAAGGACAUCUUCAACCUGGUCAAUGUGUGUGUGCGAGUCACCGCGCGCGGCUACGACGGCGAAGCAGGCACGCAGGACGAAGACAAGUGGCAGGGCGUCAUCAACGCCUACAAAAAGCUGCUGAUCACCUGCCUGCAGUUCCUCAACAACCUCAUCGCGAGGAACGAGCAGCGCAAGCUGAUGCUGUGGAUCGAGCUGUUCGACAGCCACCUCGACAACGAGCUGCCCAACUUCGCCGACAUGAAGUACAAAAUGGACGAGUUCAACCCCGACCAGAACGCGCCACACGAGCAAGAACCGCCUCCCGACCACCAGCCAGCAAGAAGCCUCGACACCUUCAAGAUCCCUCAGCAGCCUGCCUCGUCGCCGUUUCUGCUGUAUAUUGGCGAGACGGGCAACGAGGUCAAGAAGGCGCUGAUGCAGCAUGGCGACAAGGCUGGCGCCAACGAGAUCGCUGCAGAGUGCCGGAGACGGUGGCAGACCAUGGGCGAGGAGGAGAAGAACAAAUGGAACAUGCUCUACGCCGAUGUCGUCGCGAGAUACCGCGAUCAGAUCACGCAGUCCAGCACCUACAAAAAGGUCGUGGACCAGCACGCAAAGAAUGAGGAGAGCGUCCAGGCGCUCGCCAAAAGCAUCAACCAGCUCCAAGUCGAAGUCGACAGGAUGCGCUCCUCCAUCGCCGUGUACCCUGACGGAUCCAACGACCAGGAAGCCGCCCCGGUCGAGGCCUCGCAGCCCGCCAGGCCCGCAACCGAUGACUCGCUGCUCGACCCCAGCAUCAAGCGGUCGCCCCCGGCAGGUGAGAUCGAUUUCCGUGUAACCUACCCGCCAUCCUUCGGUGCCGAGAUCCUGCAAAAUGGCAAGGACGACCUGUUGAAGCGUCUGGAGCCAGACCCCGACCGUCCUGGGCUAAUCAGCCAUGUAGCCUCUCCCACCUCUCCGCCGCCCGAAGACGACGACGACAACGACGACGACUACGACGACAUUCCCGGCGACGAGGGGCGGGGCCUGCUCACCGACGUGCCGCUGAUCCUGGGCCCGACCGAGAUCGAGGUGCUGCCCAUGAUCAUCAUGGCAGGUAUCGUGGAGCCAUCAGAAGGGCAGCCAGGAUACCACUCGGACCCCACCGUCUUCAGCAGUGUGCGCAGCAUGCACGGGGUGCGCUGCCACCUGCUCCUCGCCCAGGACAACGGACGGAAUCUGCUGAGAGAGCUCUUGAUCUUCGUCGCGGCCUGGGACCUGCGGGAGGAAGAGCUCUACUUCCGCUUCAUGGUCAAGAUCAUGGAGGCUAUCCUCGCCAACCAGCUGCUGCCCUUCGCCUACCACGCGUUCCGAGAGUCAGAAUCCAAGGAUAUCAUCUCUCCCGCGCAAGCUGUCAUCAUGAAGCUGCUGACCAACAUAUUCCGUGCAAGACAAGCACGCGCACAGCCAGCCAAGGGCAUCGCCAAGUCAGCGCCGCCGCAAGUCGACCAGGGCGAUGUACAUAUGGUCAACUUCCUCCUCACCGAGUUCCGUCGACACAUCAUCCCCCAGACGUGCGCGCUCAUCUUCCUCCAGGGACAGAUCCGCGCCGGCCAUGCGCAGCCCGAGGACUUCCCCCUAAAUCUAUGGGACAUGGAGCGCAUGUACGAGGGCGUGUACCAGUAUCUCGAGUUCUUCGCCAUCCUCACCGAGCACGAGACGUGGAAGAGGAUGCUGUCGAACUGGGAGAUUGCGAAUGAGCUCGUCACAUUGUUGAAGGAGCUGGAUGCUGCGAUCCCCAAGGGCCAACUCAACGUCCCUCCUCUCCGCCACUCCACACCCGCACCUGCACCCCCGCCCGUACCCCCUCCCGCUCCAGCAGAGACCGAUACCGCAUCUCAACAACCACCCCCCGUAGCCGUCGAGCGGCCCUACGACCCCGCGCCCUCGCACACGGAAUCCUACAUCCCACCGCCUUCCUCGCCCUCACCCCGUCCCUACAUGGACGAAGCCGCCGACGAGCCCUCCGACUUCGAAUGGCGCAACCUGAAGAAACUCGCCGUGCUCGUCCUGUCAUCUCUUGUAUGGAAGAACACACUGGUACAAAACCAGAUCCGGCCCCUCGGCGGCAUCGAAGCCGUGCUGAACUGCUGCUCCUACGACGAGCACAACCCGUACAUCCGCGAGCACGCCAUCAUGUGUCUGCGCUUCCUUAUGGAGGGAAACCGAGACAAUCAGGACCGCAUCCGCGCACUUGAGCGUUACGAUCAGCUGCGCGACGGCGCCAAACCCGUCACGCCCGUCGAGCAGAGUCUGCAGGAGCGGCUGAUGCGAGACAAGGUCGAGAAGGCCGGCGCGAGGGGCGUUCCUGUCGGCGUUAGCGUCAAAGUCCCAGAUGAAGUGCUGGAUCAGCAGGGAUACGAAACGUACAUGGAUGGCAAAGGACAGGUCAUGCUGAGGAAGCGGCAGGUAGCGAGCGAAGCGAGCCAAAGCACAACAAGCCAGGCGUCUCCUGUGCCUGCAAGCAGCACGACCGCAGGGCAUCAGUCCGCAGGAACCCAAAACACCCCCGCGCCCCUACCCAGCGGGCACAUGGCCGGUCAGCAAACCACGUCGACGGCAGAGUCGCGCGACCCCAAGGCCCUGGAAGACCUGGUGCAGCAGGUGAUGCGCGAGCUCCCCUCCAAGACAGCACUGCCGCGCUCCGGCGAGGCCGAGGCGCUGAAGAAGCUGGAUAGGGGGUUCGAUGGGUCUGGGUCUGGAUCUGGAUCCGGUGCCGGGUCUGGGCGGUGA